AUGGGGAAUGCCGUUCGUCAGGACCACUCACUCGCACGCGAUAGUCAGAGAUGUGCUGUACCUUCAUCGUUGAAAGCAGUGACACUGCUAUUACGAGAUGGCCCCACGUCGUUCGCAUCCGAGCUGCCGUUCGAAGCCAUGUGCCACUUGACAACGCGCGGAGCACACAGUGUCUUGUCACCGGACAAAGACGUGCUCUUUGUCUUGACAAAAGAACGCUGUGCAAGGCGUGAGGAGCUCAGACGUCUGAAUUUCACUCACAUCGGCGAUCGACUAUCGUCCUGCUAG
Peronospora matthiolae is the source of this 288-nucleotide messenger RNA. The record is from the annotation of a GenBank genome assembly. NCBI's taxonomy places the organism in Eukaryota, Oomycota, Peronosporomycetes, Peronosporales, Peronosporaceae.